GUGUACUUCUAACUACCAUCGCCAUCAUGUGUGAGCUCGUCGCCAAAUAUGAUGCUAAGACCGUCAAGGACGUUCCCGCUGAGCUUUUCAUCAAGGCUUUUGCUGCCCACCUGAAGGCUCAGGGUCAGAUGGAAGUUCCCAAGUGGGCCGAGUACAUCAAGACCGGCACUCAGCGUGAGCUCGCCCCCUAUGAUGAUGACUAUCUUUACAUCCGCGCUGCCGCCAUUGCUCGCCGAAUUUACAUCCGCCCCAACAUCGGUGUCGGUGCUCUCCGUAAAAUUUUCGGCAUGAAGUCUAACUCCGGCACUUGCCGUACUCACUUCACUCUCGGUGCUGGCAAGAUCAACAGGUUCUUGCUCCAGCAGUUAGAAAAGAUGGGUUUCAUCGCGCAGAGUGACGCCAUGAAGGGUGGUCGUAUCAUCACCUCACUGGGCCGCCAGACUCUCGACACUGUCGCCGUGCAAGCCGCUAAGGCCGCCAAGCCUGCCGUUGAGGAAGAGGAGGAGGCCCAGCCUGCUGAAGAGGAAGUUGCUCAGGAGUAAUCAGCAUCAUCAACAAUGAUGAUGGAACAGCUCUAGCAAUGAUGGUUAUAACAAUGGGUCGUCAGAAGAGCAGCUUCACAAC
This is a messenger RNA of Perkinsus marinus ATCC 50983, 624 nucleotides long. RefSeq names its product 40S ribosomal protein S19, putative. Gene Ontology annotation, molecular function: RNA binding; structural constituent of ribosome. NCBI's taxonomy places the organism in Eukaryota, Perkinsozoa, Perkinsida, Perkinsidae. The transcript has 4 exons. Gene Ontology annotation, cellular component: ribosome; cytosolic small ribosomal subunit. Gene Ontology annotation, biological process: translation; ribosomal small subunit assembly. The record is from RefSeq and is a predicted model, not a curated record. The coding region runs from base 27 to 542 and encodes 171 amino acids.